Rattus norvegicus (Norway rat) is the source of this 1595-nucleotide messenger RNA. NCBI's taxonomy places the organism in Eukaryota, Metazoa, Chordata, Mammalia, Rodentia, Muridae. The record is from RefSeq and is a predicted model, not a curated record.
UAAAGUCAGCAGCAGUGUGUUCAUAGACAUAAAACAAAUACAUCUUAAAAAAAAUAAAAUAAAAUCUUUCUUGACGCCAUCUUUGCGGUUGCAGCAGCGGCAUCUGAGGGUAAGUAGCCAACAUGCAGCUCUUUGUCCGAGCCCAGGAACUACACACCCUCGAGGUGACCGGCCAGGAGACAGUCGCCCAGAUCAAAGCUCAUGUGGCCUCAAUGGAAGGCAUUGCCCCUGAAGAUCAAGUCGUGCUCUGGCAGGCUCGCCCGCUGGAGGAUGAGGCCACCCUAGGCCAGUGUGGUGCAGAGGCCCUGACCACUCUGGAGGUAGCCGGCCGCAUGCUGGGAGGUAAAGUUCAUGGUUCUCUGGCUCGUGCUGGGAAAGUGAGAGGUCAGACUCCCAAGGUGGCCAAACAGGAAAAGAAGACUGGUGGGGCCAAGAGGCGAAUGCAGUCCAACCGACGCUUUGUCAAUGUCGUGCCCACCUUUGGCGAGAAGAAGGGCCCCAAUGCUAAUUCCUAAGUCCUGUUGUGAUCCUGUCACACUAAUAAAGCCACUUUGCUCAGAAAAUAAAUAAUAAAUAAAUAAAUAAAUAAAUAAAUGAUAACAUCUUCCAUGCUGGCACAGGACUUAGGUGUGGCCAGGCGGCUCCAACCGAGCAGGGCUUUCCUUGCCAGUGGAAUGUGUAGAGUGUACAGCCAAUCUCUUGUCUCUUGUCUUCUGUUCGACAUGGCAUCUUCUGAUAUUCAGGCGAAAGAGCUUCCGGCCAGGCUUUUGAGCUGAUUCUCAACCCUUGGUCAAAACAGUCUGUCCCUGAGUUCCCCCUCCCCCACCCUCCCUCCCUAGCAAAGAAGAAGGAUCUUUCCCUAGAGGAAAUUCAGAAGAAAUUAGAAGCUGCAGAAGACACAAGUCUCAUGAAGCAGAAGUCUUGAAGCAGCUUGCUGAGAAGCGGGAGCAUGAAAAGGAAGUGCUUCAGAAAGCCACUGAGGAGAGCAACUUCAGCAAAAUGGCAGAGGAGAAACGGACCCACAAAAUGGAGGCUAACAAAGAGAACCGGGAGGCGCAAAUGGCUGCCAAGCUGGACCGUUUGCGAGAGAAGGACAAGCACGUUGAAGAGGUGCGGAAGAACAAAGAAUCCAAAGACCCUGCGGACGAGACCGAGGCUGACUAAGGUGUUCCGAGAACUGACUUUCUCCCCGACCCCUUCCUAAAUAUCCAAAGACUGUACUGGCCGGUGCCAUUUACUUUUUCCCGCCUGACAAAUAUUCUAGAAGCUGACGUAGAACCGUAUAGGUAGAUCCAGACCGUGAGAUGUUUUAGGGGCUCAAGGGGAGAAACUGAAAGUGUUUUGCUCUUUUUUAAAGUGUUAGCUAUUUUUCUCGUUGCAUCUUUUCCACUCGGGCACACUCGGUGUGCUGGGUUAAUGGCUAGUGCUGUAUUGGCUGUGGAAGACGUUCGUGAAGAGUAUGUAGUGGCUUCUUCCAACCCAUUAGAUGCUGAGUAUCUGUUCACUUUGAGAUCCCAAUUCUGUCCCAAUCUCACUAGAUGCCACUGUACUUGAAUGGUUAAUAAACUACACAGUGCAAAAAAAAAAAAAAAAAA